AUGGAUCAAAAACGUCUGAGCACCUCGACGACGACCAAUAGGUCCAGCGCUCUUCCGAGGCCAGUUUCGCGACUACCACAACCGAGAGCUUCAGGCAUUCCAACGCCCGCGUCUUCCAUCCGAACAGCUCCGUCUGCAGAGGGCCUCCGAGGCCGCUUCGCCCACCCAAGAAGUUCGGUCGAAACAAAAGCUUCAGAACCUGCCAACGGAUCCCGGCUCCGGACUCCCGCCUCGAGAGAACAGCUCAGGGCUACCAGCACCGGUCCUUCAACGCCGUCGCGGAGACCCCAGAGACUAGCAGGUCCGCCGGUGAGCUCGCAAGUCGCCCUCAGAGGCACCAAAACCAGGAGUAUAUCUCAAGAACCUAGGGUUGAACGCGCCACGCAGGCAGCUUAUGAUGGACAUUUCAAACAAUCUCCUGUUGUGGGCAGGCGGCCGUCAGGCCAAUCCGAGUCGAGCACUUUUCUGAAUGGGUCUGCUAUCGACGAGGAUGGCCCGCACGAAUUCUCGCCGUCACGCCCAACCCAUGAAGAUGUUAGCUCUGAUGCGCUAGGAAUCCACUCAGAGAACAGCAAACCAGGAAUGUCUCUUGCUGAGAGGACCAUGGAGACGCUCUCACAGCUGACGUCUCCGGCAGCGAAGCGCCGGGGAUCGAACUUUUUUGAUCCUGAACUGGCAUCCCGGCGGCCGUCUUCCCGUGCUGCGAGUGGAAGCUCACGACCUGGUUCCAGCCAUCAACAUGAUAGCUCAAGCGUUAGAUCUCUCAGUCGUCCGAGUUCUCGAUUGGGGCCACCAGAAAGCGUAUACAGCAGUCUCAGAGCCCCCUCGAGCACACACAAGCCGCUGCCAACUAGUGCACAAGAAGCGCAAUUUGGGGCAGCUUCUGGGCUCGUGAAGCCACUUUCUUUUCGUGGAGCUGCGGGCGCGAAAAGGGCUUCAUCGAAUCCACCAUUAUCUGCCAUUGGAAGACGGACACCUAGUCCGGAAGACUUGGAUGAUAUAAUGUCCAAACCCGAGACUCUCACUCCAGUAUCUCGCUCACUAAGGCCGAAAUCUGCAAUCCCGGGAUUAUCCAAAAAGUCUUCAUCUACAAGCCUUGGCCAGUCGUCAAGUAAACCCUCAGUAAGCCCGGCGCGGCGACCCCGCAAAGGAUCAGCAACAUCAACACAAUCUUUAGCUACCAUGAAUACUGCCUCAUCGUUUAAGGAACGCAACCUUUCUAGCGCGUCAACCAUUUCUACGGCUCUUACGGUUGAUUCGGUUGAAGAAAGUCCAUCGGCAACUACUGGCCCAAAAUCAUCAUCAGCAUUGCGAGAGCAGAUUGCAAAGGCCAAGGCUGCUAGGCGCGCUGCUGCAAAUCAACAGGCUCCCGUGACUACAGGAGCUGCGCCGCUCAAAUCUCCCCUGAUACCUACUGAUGCUACGUUUGACUUUGGCCUCGCGGAAGAUCCUUUCAAUCAGAGGCAAUUUGAAGACUCGAAUCGAAAGGUGAUGCAGUCGCGGAUUGCAACGGCACGAACUACUGGUAGAUUGAACAUUGCCGCGAUGGGGUUGAAGCAAAUGCCAGAUGAGGUUGUGAAGAUGUACGAUCUCGAGUCUGUUGGCCACGGGGCUAGCUGGGCUGAAAGUGUCGAUCUUACAAGGUUGAUCGCCGCUGACAAUGAGUUUGAGGUUCUCGACGACUCCGUUUUUCCUGAUACCGAUCCCAUGGAUUUUGCGGACGCCGAUGAGGGCAAUGGUCACCAAUUUGGUGGACUCGAGGCUCUCGACUUACAUGGCAACUUACUGAUGGCAUUGCCGUUGGGAUUGAGGCGUCUUCAAAACCUCACCUCCCUGAACCUUGCUCAAAACAAGCUGGCCAAUGACUCUUUCGAGAUCUUAUCACAAAUUGGCUCGUUGCGAGAUCUCAAGCUCGGCGGCAAUCUCCUGAAGGGCAAGAUGAACUCGUCUUUUGCUUCUUUAGUCAAUUUGGAAGCCUUGGAUCUGAAAGGAAAUGAGAUUGACGCAUUGCCGGACGGCUUCGAGCGGCUGACACGGCUUCGUGUGCUGAACCUCAACGAGAAUUCAUUCGAGUCUCUGCCUUUUGAUGCACUUGCGCAACUGCCACUUACUGAGCUCUAUGUACAAAAGAACAAACUGAAGGGCACAUUGGUCGAUGUAGAGGUCGAGGCGCUCCCGCAUCUGCAGACGCUUGAUGUCUCGAAUAAUCAACUGAGUUUGAUCGCGCUAGGCCCAAUAUCCAUGCCUUCUCUUCUUCAGCUCACAGUCUCGAUGAAUCGUCUCAACUCUCUGCCAGAUCUCAGCACUUGGAAGAGUCUCAUGACAAUCAACGCUGCUGAGAACAGCAUAAGUGCGUUCCCAGAUGGGUUUCUUUCGUCCGAGAGCAUUAAAUCAGCAGAUUUCACAAGUAACGACAUUCGCGUCAUACCCCCAGAAAUUGCGCGCAUGGACUCGCUUGCAUUGCUUCGCAUGGCUGGCAAUCCGUUAAGGGACAAAAAGUUCAUUUCCAUGACAACAGAAGAGUUGAAAGACAGCUUAGCAACGAGGCUAACGCCAUUGCCCGAAGAGCAAGCUGGUGUCGAGCAGCCUAGCAACGAAGUUGUUGAGUCAGCCGACCAUGAGUCUUACUUUUAUCAGCCAGGCAAGGCUCAGGGCCUUAGAGAUGACCAAGAUGACAACGAAAGCCGCUCAGAUACGGACAACUUUGCGACGCCCCCAACGUCGGCGCCCCAAUCUCCUAUCGGAGCAAGGUCGAGACCUCUGAGCAGCCUGACAUGGCCGAUCAAACCCGGUGGCGUUCUCGACCGUGCCAAUACGAACUCAUCGUCGCUUAAUCCCGUCAUCUGCUCAAAGCUUGUUGGUGGUGACGCUGUUCGUGAAAUUCGUUUACAGCACAAUACUUUUCCCAGCUUUCCGGACUCGCUAUCCUUCUUUGCCGACACUCUUACCUCUAUCAACAUAUCUCACAAUCGAUUGGAUGGCGAAGCAUUCAUGGGUGAGGGGUUCGAGUUUCCUGCCCUGAGGGAACUUCAUAUCGCACAUAAUCAGAUCGCAAGCCUGGCUCCAUUGAUCACUCACCUUCAGGCCCCCAACCUUCAGAAGCUCGAUAUCUCUUUCAAUCGUGUUGCUACGCUACCCGUCCUGCGCGAGUCAUUUCCAAGGCUCGACGUACUCCUCGUCUCCAACAAUCGACUUGAAGAACUCGAUCCAACCUCGGUCGCGGGACUCAGGGUUGUGGCGGCUGACAAUAACGAGAUCGCACACCUCAACCCGCGUCUUGGUCUGCUGAACUUGCAACGUUUAGAAGUCACUGGUAAUCGCUUUCGAGUCCCGAGAUGGGAUGUUCUCGAGCGUGGCACUGAAGCCACCCUUCGUUGGUUGAGGGGUCGAGUGCCCGUUGCAGAAGUGGAUGAAUGGAAGCAAAAGGUUGGCAUCAAGGAUGAGGACGAUGACUUUGAAUAG
Pestalotiopsis fici W106-1 is the source of this 3462-nucleotide messenger RNA. RefSeq lists its product as uncharacterized. The coding region runs from base 1 to 3462 and encodes 1153 amino acids. Lineage: Eukaryota; Fungi; Ascomycota; Sordariomycetes; Amphisphaeriales; Sporocadaceae. The transcript has 2 exons. The record is from RefSeq and is a predicted model, not a curated record. Gene Ontology annotation, molecular function: protein binding. Gene Ontology annotation, cellular component: extracellular matrix.